Molecule: messenger RNA, 1761 nt
Organism: Symbiodinium natans
Lineage: Eukaryota; Dinophyceae; Suessiales; Symbiodiniaceae
Source: the annotation of a GenBank genome assembly
AUGGUGAUGCUCCUCGCCCAGCAGGCCAAAGCUGCCAAGCUCGCCUCGCAAGAGGACCCUGCCGUCAAAGAUGACAACGCGAACAUCAGCGACUUUGUGGUGCAACUCCAGGAUGAGCUGAAGAGCAUGGUGGACAACGUGAUCAAGGCGGCAGCGACAUCCGAUGCUGCCUGCAAAAGUGCUUACGACAAAGUGGCAGCAGGUUGCCCUGUCUAUGACAGCAACACAACCUUCCUGCCCCCAGGUUUCGACGGUGACUUCGAUGCCCUCCGCGAAACGCACAAGAAGUGCCGCAACUGGCUCCCUGAGAUGAAGCAGGAGUUUGAGAGUUGCCACAAGAUCCGCGACAGCCUCGUCAGCCAGGAGCAAGCCCUUUUGGACUCCUUCCGAGAUGUGAACAUCUUCGAGAGUCCCGAUGAAUGCACCAUCAGCGGAAAUGAUGUGCUGGCCUACUACGAGGCCAUGCGCGUGCACUUCAAGAAUCGCAAAGACACUUUCUGGGAGACCUAUUACAAGCUUGAGAAUGUCACCGUCAACAUCACCAAGUACAAGUGCAUCGAUGUGGAGGUGGCCUACUACGAGAAGGUCGCAGAGUGCGAGACAGCCCAGCUCAAGCUCGAACAGACGGCCUGCGAUGUCCACGAAAGGACCAACGAGUCGUGCAAACCGCUUCCCGACUGCUACGACGGCAACUGGCACUCGUAUAUGGAGGAGGUGACGUCAUCAAACGACACCAUCCAGGAUCUGAAGUACGAGUACCGCGCAAUUAAGCGCAUCCAAUGCCUGCUGGAAGCAUUCGCUGCCGACGACAUGGAUUCCAAGAUCGAUGAGUGCAUUAACACCAGGCACAGCACGGACGUGGUGAACAGCACUUGUGUGGACAACCAUGAGAACGUGAAGCAGCCCAGCUACACCAUGCCGGACGUCUGCAGCACUGGAGUCACCGCGAUCCUGCUGCCAAAUUCCAGCAACUAUGAUGCGACGGAGUACAGCUCGAAAGGUGGGCAGUUCUCUAGCAGGGCUCCGAAGAAGCCAAAAAAGACCAGGACCCCCAGUCUGAUGCACUUCGCAGAGUCGGCUCAAGAUAUGGGACCGUCAAAGGGAGCAUUACUACUGUUUGUGGCCCUGGCCUGCUGGGCCACUCGUAGUCCCUUUCGUGGACACAUCGUCACCAUGAGCACGACAUACUCGGUGCCACGCUCCGUUCAGGAAGGCUUCCGGCGGCACCCACGCCCGAUCCUUUACUUUGCUGGGAGCUUCAAUCCGCCGCACCACGGUCACCUCGAAGCGAUGUUUGCAGCAGCACGGAACAUCUCGCUGAAGGUGGAGGACGUCAUGUUCGUAGUAGCUCCCAAGAGUGAUGCAAGGCUUCGGCAGAAGAUGCAAGUGCAGGGCUCGUUCCUUUUUUCAUGGGCGCAGCGUGUGGAGCUAUUUCAACUACUCCUUGAAGAAGAGGGCAUGGCGGCCUGCUUCGACGACGGGUUCCGCAACUUCACAGGCUCUGCUAUGACCAUUCGCGUGCAAACAGAUCGUGCCUUUGCUGCAAUGGGCGCCAGGGUCUUUCGAGUCAUGGGCGAAGAUCGAGUUCGAGACCAUGGUGUGGAAGACGAUCCUCUGGUGCUCUCGACGCCUCGUGGCAGCCUUUCCUCAACUGAGAUCCGCCAGCGUCUUGUGCACGAUGCAGAUUCUUUGGUUGAGUUGGUUGGUCACCAAAUGGCCCAGCACUACCGGCGCUGCUUCGAAACAACCCAGGCAGCGUAG